GCCCGGGCCGUCUCAGGGCCAGUGUGGGUUCGACUCGCCCUGCGGGGCUGCUCAGGGAGGUGCGGAUAGAGAGGGCCUGAGGCACCCGGCUCGGUCGAGGGGGCGGAUGGAGCCGCUUUAUUCAAAGGAAGACCGAGAGGAGGGCGCCGGGAACUGGGGACUGGAGUGGACUCUGGGGCCACGGGGCCUCGCCCCUUUCCCCUCGUGGCCUGGGAAAAAUGGCCCAGCCCGAGCUGGACCUGUCAGGACUCUUUGUCGAGGGUGCGCAGAAACGCAGUGACGCCGCGGCAGGGGACAAGGUCUCUCGCCACGUCUUUCUUGGCAGAACCCGGGAGCCGGAUCCAUUCUCCUGCCGCCCGCUGCACCAAAACGCUCGUGGACGUCCCAGCCGGCCCCCGAGAGCGCCUUUCAGGGAAGGGCCAGGGCAGGACAGUGUGUGCAGCUCCCAGGGUCCCUCUGCGUACCAGGCUUCGGGAGAAGGGUAUUUGUGUAGGGACACAUUGCCAAAGAUACAAUCCUAUUCUAAGGACGUGGGCCCCCAGGUAUCCACCAUGGUAUUGGGUCCUGAACAGAAGAUGUCAAAUGAAAAUGCUUCUGGAGAUCAUGGGGAUUCUGCCAGUCUUGAUGACAUCAGCUCUGCCUGUAGCAACUCAUCCCUUCCACAGUCCACUGGACAUGCAGAGGAGCCUUUUGCCACCUACUUUGACGAUAAGAUUGCCAUUCCUGAGGAGGAGUACUCUUGUUUCAGCUUUCGUAAACUCUGGGCAUUCACGGGACCAGGCUUUCUCAUGAGCAUUGCCUAUCUGGAUCCAGGAAACAUCGAAUCUGAUUUGCAGUCUGGAGCAGUGGCUGGAUUUAAGUUGCUCUGGGUCCUUCUUUUGGCCACCAUUGUAGGGCUGCUGCUCCAGCGCCUUGCAGCUAGACUGGGAGUGGUCACCGGGCUGCACCUUGCUGAAGUUUGUCACCGUCAGUAUCCCAAGGUCCCACGAAUCAUCCUGUGGCUGAUGGUGGAGUUGGCUAUCAUUGGCUCAGAUAUGCAGGAAGUGAUUGGCUCGGCCAUCGCCAUCCAUCUCCUGUCUGUAGGAAGGGUUCCUCUCUGGGGUGGAGUUCUCAUCACCAUUGCAGAUACAUUUGUCUUUCUCUUUUUGGACAAAUAUGGCUUGCGGAAGCUAGAAGCAUUUUUUGGCUUUCUCAUCACUAUCAUGGCCCUCACAUUUGGCUAUGAGUAUAUUACAGUGAAACCCAACCAGAGCCAGGUACUCAAGGGCAUGUUCGUGCCAUCCUGUUCUGGCUGUCACACCCCACAGAUUGAACAGGCUGUGGGCAUCGUGGGAGCUGUCAUCAUGCCACACAACAUGUAUCUACAUUCUGCCUUAGUCAAGUCUAGACAGGUAAACCGGGCCAAUAACCAGGAAGUUCGAGAAGCCAACAAGUACUUUUUUAUUGAAUCCUGCAUUGCUCUGUUUGUUUCCUUCAUCAUCAAUGUCUUUGUUGUCUCAGUCUUCGCUGAAGCAUUUUUUAAGAAAACCAACCAACAAGUGGUGGAUGUCUGUAAAAAUAGCAGCAGUCCCUAUGCCGGCCUCUUUCCUGAAGAUAACUCAACCUUGGCUGUGGACAUCUACAAAGGGGGUGUUGUGCUGGGUUGUUACUUUGGGCCUGCCGCACUCUACAUCUGGGCAGUGGGGAUCCUGGCUGCAGGACAGAGCUCCACUAUGACAGGAACCUAUUCUGGCCAGUUUGUCAUGGAGGGAUUCCUGAACCUAAGAUGGUCACGUUUUGCCCGAGUAAUUCUGACUCGCUCUAUUGCUAUCAUCCCCACUCUGCUUGUUGCUGUCUUCCAAGAUGUAGAGCAUCUAACGGGGAUGAAUGACUUCUUAAAUGUUCUCCAGAGCUUGCAGCUCCCCUUUGCUCUCAUACCCAUCCUCACCUUCACAAGCUUGCGGCCAGUAAUGAGUGACUUUUCCAAUGGAAUAGGCUGGAGGAUUGCAGGCGGGCUCUUGGUCCUUAUCGUCUGUUCAAUCAACAUGUACUUUGUAGUAGUUUAUGUCCAGGAACUCGGACAUGUGGUGUUGUAUGUGGUGGCUGCUGUGGUCAGUGUGGCUUAUCUGAGCUUUGUGUUCUACUUGGGCUGGCAAUGUUUGAUUGCACUGGGCUUGUCCUUCCUGGACUGUGGACACACGUAUCACCUGGGAUUGACAGCUCAGCCUGAACUCUACCUUCUCAAUACUGUGGAUGCUGACUCACUUGUGUCUAGAUGACUAACAGCCUGAGAGACUAUACAAGAACUGCUUUGUCUAUCCCCUUUGUGCCACGCAUCUGUUAACAUCUCUGUUAGUUCAGAGGUGAGUUUUGUUCAAGCACUUUGAACAAAAGAUGAAGAUUUCCUCAUGGGAAUUGUUAUAAGCUGAGAGCUCGAAGUGUAGGUCAGAGACCCACCUACCUCACAGCAGCCACUACCAUAGUCAAAGUUAAAUGAUUGGCCUGUGAUGGCCACACACCCUAUGGGCUUGUGUUUUGUCUUCUAAGAUUUAGAAAAUGUAGAUAUAUUUAGGUAAACCUGAGCAUAUCAGAUGGAACUUUAAGGUUAUCUAAAAGUGAUACAUCUUUUGUAUUUUUAAAAAAAUAUAUUGUUCAGGUAAGUCAGGUAUUUGUUUUGUUUGAGUCACAGGUGAGAAAAGAAAGGGAAUAAUGAUCUUUUUCAUAGUGAACCAGUCAAACUUGCAAAUUGAUUUUUUUUACUAUGCCAGUCAAAUUUCACUUUGCUCAUCAUCAGUAGGGUUACAUCCUUAGUAGCUACUGAUAUUAGCAUGUCAUUUCUAAAGAAAAGAUUGCAUCUACCUGGUGAUCGUAUUUCAUUUUGGUCAUUACUGUCUUCAUUGUCACUUUUCUCAAAAUUUUUCUAGUUACUAAACAGAUAUGAUGGUACUCCCCUACCAUUGUAAUAUAUAGUAAUAAGAUUCAGAAACCAUACUUUCAUCAAUGAAUAGUUUCCCAUCCUGCAAUAUAACUUGGCCAAUUCUGGCAUUCAAAUUUAGGAAAAAAAACAAACCAACUAAUAACAUUUAACUGUGUUAAGUCCUGACACAAGGUAAUGGAGGUCUUAACCCCUCUAAUGUUUGUAUAGUUCCACAUUGUCUUUCUGUCCACUUUUCCCAUUACCACUCCAAAUUCCAUUUCUAGGUCCUUAGUCUAUUUCUAGGAGGUAGCUAAUGUUUAUAUUGUUGGAUCUCCUAGGAAAUGCUAAGCAUUUCAUUUUAAAAUAUUUAUGCCAAGUAGUAUGAAGUUAAUACUAGUCCAGAACAUAGAUUAGUCCACAUAUUGCAACCUUCCUUAGAUUCUUUUUACUCCUGUUACUAACCAUGAAUGUUUUUCUUUAAAAUUUUUUUUUGUGAUAAAAUAAUUCAUAUUUAAAAAUAAAGUUUUAGGAUAAGGGUAUAGCUCUUGUCUAGUAUAUACAGAAGGCCUUGGGCCCAAUCCCCAGCACUGGGGGAGAAAAGAAUAAAAAGUUUUAUUGUAAUUAUCUGAUUGAAAAGUGAGAUUUACAGCACUGGACCUAUAUUCCUUCAUGGAAGUACAUUUGGCUGGAACUGAAAGACAGCAUUUUCAGUGCCAUACACCCCAUCACGUCACUCCUCCUUUUCUGCUAGCUCCCUGCAGUCUUUGUGUGACAUUGAACAUCACAUUUCUCAUUCAGCAUUAAAUACUUGACCUCUCCACCUUAUUUUUAAAUUUUUUACCUUUUGAUAAGACCCUUUCUUUUUUCUUUGGUGGAUCUGGGGAUUAAACCCAGGGCUUUGGGCAUGCUAGCAAAUGCUUUACCCCCUCCAGUUGAAGACCUUUAUCUUUAAAUCCAGACACUCCCUACCUUCAUUUCUAAUGGUUUGACUCUCAAAUGACAGAAAUUUUUUUUUAAUGACACUUUAAAAUUCCUUCAUUUCUAUUUCAGGUGCUCUAGCAACUCGGCACCCUAGGUUAGAGUCCUUCUGAUAUUAAAAUGGCAGCCAAAUUAACAUCACUUACAAGUUUUCACUUGAAAAGUUGAAGUUUCAGUGUUUUGAUAGUAACUAAAUAAGUUUCAGAUAAUAACUCUAGAUGAACCAGUUUGUUAGAUUUCCCACCCUCCCUAGGCAAUUCCAUUUCUAAUUCAUUCCCAAAGAAUGUUGGAGAAAGGUUAAAAACAUAGGAACAUCCUAUUUACAACUGAUAAGAGAAUGAGGUGAUUGGUACUGAGGUUAAGUAUUUGGGGAUUUCUGUAGCUCUUCUUUCUUUUUAAUGUAUGGUUCUGGGAACACAGUUGAGUUUAGAAAAUUUACAAGUAUUCCCCAGAACACUCAACUCCUGUAGUCCAAAAAUUCAGUAAUCAACUGAAUCAGCUGAAUCAUGCUAAAACCAAUAGAGGAGGUUAAUAUGUAAAAAGUGAGUUUUGGGUGAGCUUUUUUAUAAAAUUAAGAACAUUCACUCAUUCUCUAAUUUGUGUUAUACAAAUCUAGAUUUCUAUGUGAAGUGCAUGUAUGCAUUGUAUUAGUUUUCUUUUACUGUAACGAAAUACAUGAGGUUGAUUAUUUUGCAAAGAAAAGGUGUUUAUUUAGCUCACAGUUCUGGAAGUUCAAAGGUAGAGUGCUGGCUUUGGCUUAGUCUAAUAAAGGACCUUUUGGCUGUGUCA
This is a messenger RNA of Heterocephalus glaber (naked mole-rat), 4663 nucleotides long. RefSeq names its product solute carrier family 11 member 2 (gene Slc11a2). Gene Ontology annotation, cellular component: plasma membrane; endosome membrane; lysosomal membrane. NCBI's taxonomy places the organism in Eukaryota, Metazoa, Chordata, Mammalia, Rodentia, Bathyergidae. Gene Ontology annotation, biological process: manganese ion transport; iron ion transmembrane transport. Gene Ontology annotation, molecular function: cadmium ion transmembrane transporter activity; ferrous iron transmembrane transporter activity; cadmium ion binding. The record is from RefSeq and is a predicted model, not a curated record.